AUGACAGAGGAGGUCAUCGUGAUAGCCAAGUGGGACUACACGGCCCAGCAGGACCAGGAGCUGGACAUCAAGAAGAACGAGCGCCUGUGGCUGCUGGACGACUCCAAGACGUGGUGGCGGGUACGCAACGCCGCCAACCGGACAGGCUACGUGCCGUCCAACUACGUGGAGCGGAAGAACAGCCUGAAGAAGGGCUCGCUGGUCAAGAACCUGAAGGACACGCUGGGCCUGGGCAAGACGAAGAGGAAGACGAGCGCGAGGGACGCGUCCCCGACGCCCAGCACGGACGCCGAGUACCCUGCCAAUGGGGGCGCCGACCGCAUCUAUGACCUCAACAUCCCCGCCUUCGUCAAGUUCGCCUACGUGGCCGAGAGGGAGGACGAGCUGUCCCUGGUGAAGGGGUCGCGGGUCACCGUCAUGGAGAAGUGCAGCGACGGCUGGUGGCGGGGCAGCUACAACGGGCAGAUUGGCUGGUUCCCCUCCAACUAUGUCCUGGAGGAGGCGGACGAGGCGGCCGCGGAGUCCCCCAGCUUCCCGAGCCUGCGGCGGGGCGCGCCCCUGAGCAACGGCCAGGGGGCGCGGGUCCUGCACGUGGUCCAGACGCUGUACCCCUUCAGCUCGGUCACCGAGGAGGAGCUCAACUUCGAGAAGGGAGAGACCAUGGAGGUGAUCGAGAAGCCGGAGAACGACCCCGAGUGGUGGAAGUGCAAAAACGCCCGGGGGCAGGUCGGCCUUGUCCCCAAAAACUACGUGGUGGUCCUCAGCGACGGGCCCGCCCUGCCCCCGGCGCACGUCCCGCAGAUCAGCUACCCGGGGCCGGCGGGCAGCGGGCGCUUCGCGGGCAGGGAGUGGUACUACGGGAACGUGACCCGCCACCAGGCCGAGUGCGCCCUCAACGAGCGGGGCCGCGAGGGCGACUUCCUCAUCAGGGACAGCGAGUCCUCGCCCAGCGACUUCUCCGUGUCCCUCAAAGCGUCAGGGAAGAACAAGCACUUCAAGGUGCAGCUGGUGGACAGCGUGUACUGCAUCGGGCAGCGGCGGUUCCACACCAUGGACGAGCUGGUGGAGCACUACAAAAAGGCCCCCAUCUUCACCAGCGAGCACGGGGAGAAGCUCUACCUCGUGCGGGCCCUGCAGUGA
Molecule: messenger RNA, 1140 nt
Organism: Pipistrellus nathusii (Nathusius's pipistrelle)
Lineage: Eukaryota; Metazoa; Chordata; Mammalia; Chiroptera; Vespertilionidae
Source: the annotation of a GenBank genome assembly